AUGUCAACCGACGGGCAGUCCGCAGAUGUGGACAACAACACAUUGUAUCCCACCUCCAGCAAGGCAUCCUCGCGAACCAUGCGCAGGUUAUCCAGUCAAAGUGCCCAAAGGGCGGAUCUAUUUGGAGGACCGACCGUUGUUGCUCCGCCACAACAUCUGGAAAACCACAGCCAUGCCAACGAGACGGCCCGUGCUAUGGAAAUGGCGAAGCAUCACUUGGCUGAAUCAUCACCAACAGUCACACCCCCUGAUUCGGGACCAACUACGCCUGACGACAGCGGCCUGAGCACAACCGACAAGUAUGCUUUCGCUUUUGAUAUAGAUGGAGUCCUCAUCAAGGGUGGCGAGGUCAUCCCCGAGGCCGUAGAAGCCAUGAAAGUCCUCAAUGGCCAAAAUGAAUAUGGAGUCAAAGUUCCUUACAUCUUCGUCACCAACGGUGGCGGAAAGACCGAAGAGGAACGAUGCAUCCAGCUCAGCAACCAACUCCAGAUGGAAGUGUCACCCGGCCAGUUCAUCUGCGGGCACACGCCCAUGAGGGAAAUGGCUGAGAAGUAUCACACGGUCCUUGUCGUUGGCGGUGAAGGCGAAAAGUGUCGCGACGUGGCCAAGGGCUACGGCUUCAAAGACGUCAUCACACCUGGGGACAUUAUCAAAGACAACGCAGAUACCACGCCCUUUAGAAAACUGACGGACGAAGAGCACCGAAACUCCAACGUUCGAAACUAUGGAGAAAUCGAGAUCGAGGCCGUCUUCGUGUUUGCUGACAGUAGAGACUGGGCUGGGGACUCCCAGAUCAUCCUCGACUUGUGCAUGAGCAAGAAUGGACGGUUGGGUACCAGGUCUGAAACCUUCGAUGAAGGUCCACCGGUCAUUUUCUCCCACAACGAUGUGGUCUGGGCGACUUCUCACGCCUACUCUCGCAUUGGCAUGGGGGCAUUACGCGCGUCUCUCGAAGCCAUGUUCAAGGCCAUCACGGGGAAGGAGUUGAAGACCAUCGCCUUCGGUAAGCCUCAGGUAGGCACGUUCCAGUUCGCCACCAGGCUGCUUCAGCAAUGGCGGAAAGAUACCCACGGGAUCGAUCGACCUCCGGAGACAGUCUAUUUCGUUGGCGACACCCCGGAAUCAGACAUUCGAGGCACCAACGAAUUCGACGAAUCAGGCGACUCCGAGGCGACGUGGUACUCCAUCCUGGUCCGCACCGGUGUCUUUAAAGAAGGCACGCGGCCCCGGUACAUGCCCAAAAUGACCGUGGACAACGUUCUGGAAGCAGUCAAGCACGGGAUGAGCAGAGAAUUCGACAAGGCGCUCAAAGACCUGACGAUAGGCGGUGCAGCGCCUCAGCUGGCCAACGCCAUCGCCGAGGACGAGGAUGAACGGUAG
Fonsecaea erecta is the source of this 1380-nucleotide messenger RNA. Its product is annotated as TIGR01456 family HAD hydrolase. The coding region runs from base 1 to 1380 and encodes 459 amino acids. Gene Ontology annotation, biological process: glycerophospholipid biosynthetic process. Gene Ontology annotation, cellular component: mitochondrion. The record is from RefSeq and is a predicted model, not a curated record. NCBI's taxonomy places the organism in Eukaryota, Fungi, Ascomycota, Eurotiomycetes, Chaetothyriales, Herpotrichiellaceae. The transcript is spliced from 2 exons.